Molecule: messenger RNA, 426 nt
Organism: Anoplophora glabripennis (Asian longhorned beetle)
Lineage: Eukaryota; Metazoa; Arthropoda; Insecta; Coleoptera; Cerambycidae
Product: S-adenosylhomocysteine hydrolase-like protein 1
Exons: 2
Coding region: 1-426 (141 amino acids)
Biological process (GO): L-methionine cycle
Cellular component (GO): cytosol
Source: RefSeq, a predicted model, not a curated record
AUGGAUGGCUAUCGUGUUGUAAAACUGAAUGAAGUGAUCCGUAAUGUUGAUAUAGUAAUUACUGCCACUGGAAAUAAAAAUGUAGUUACAAGAGAACACAUGGAUAAAAUGAAAAAUGGUUGUAUUGUUUGUAAUAUGGGACAUUCAAAUACAGAGAUUGACAUAAAUGGUUUAAGGACACCUGACCUAACCUGGGAAAAAGUUCGAUCUCAAGUGGAUCACGUAAUUUGGCCUGACGGGAAACGAAUUAUUUUGUUAGCAGAAGGUCGUUUGGUUAAUCUAAGUUGCUCGAGUCUGCCAUCAUUUGUGGUCUCGAUUACUUCUGCAACUCAGGCAUUAGCAUUAAUAGAACUGUUUAAUGCACCUGUUGGUCGGUACAAAUCAGAUGUUUAUUUGUUACCCAAGAAAAUGGGUAAGUAUAUUUAA